AUGCUCAUCUGGUUGGCCUUUCUUAUCAUUCCCCUAAGUUUAAGUGGUGCUAUACCCCUCACGACACCAAUUAUCGGCUCAACUACGCCAUACCUCAAGGCUGGGACUAGGUCGUCAGCUGCAAAGCCCUUUCCUUCUAAUUCUAAUGCGAACUGGUUUGAUGUGUCCUCAAGUCCUGAAUUCUCUAGGACAGGGUUUGGUGGCACGUCCCAUUCGACUGGCCACGAUGUGAGCUACAAGGGAAACAUUGGUAUCCCAUACGGCAGCAACAUCAUCGAGGUGACUUCAUCCGAUGCCCACCAUUACAAAUAUGUCGUGCAGUUUCAAGGUUCCAACACAAAUGAUUGGGUUGUUGUGAUUUGGAACAAGUACAGCACUGAUGGCGUCAUGAAUGGGUGGUACGGCAAAGCCUGCAAAAGGUUCACACUGCGUACCGGACAAGUUCGAUAUUUUGCAUUUAACGAUGACUCUCAAGGUGGCUGGGCAGCUGCUCCGGGAAGCUCAAUUCCAACUGACUCCACGGGUGCCUACGCCUCCACUUGGGGUGAGUUUGAUUUCGGAUCCUCUAUCAACUCGGGUUGGUCAGGGUUUGACGUAUCUGCUAUUGUCGCUCAAAAUGCCGGAUUCCACGUACAGGGUAUGGAAAUCUGUGAUGUCCUCGGAAGAACUUGCUCCUCCAUCACGUCGAACGCUGCUUUGGUCAGAAAUGCCUAUACGAAUGAGAAUGGUAAUAUCGGCGGCAUUGGAGGCAAUAUUCCGGCUGGUCCUGUUAGGCUCUCUGUGACGAUUGACUAUGGCUCUAAGCAUGACUAA
Aspergillus pseudoviridinutans is the source of this 813-nucleotide messenger RNA. RefSeq lists its product as uncharacterized. Gene Ontology annotation, cellular component: extracellular region. The record is from RefSeq and is a predicted model, not a curated record. NCBI's taxonomy places the organism in Eukaryota, Fungi, Ascomycota, Eurotiomycetes, Eurotiales, Aspergillaceae. The transcript has a single exon. Bases 1 to 813 code for a protein of 270 amino acids. Gene Ontology annotation, molecular function: IgE binding.